Molecule: messenger RNA, 1669 nt
Organism: Notolabrus celidotus (New Zealand spotty)
Lineage: Eukaryota; Metazoa; Chordata; Actinopteri; Labriformes; Labridae
Exons: 10
Coding region: 53-1669 (538 amino acids)
Molecular function (GO): ubiquitin-protein transferase activity
Source: RefSeq, a predicted model, not a curated record
CUGACUUGGACUGACUUGGACGGACUGUUGGCCGGACCAGCCACUGUGAAAAAUGUCGUCAGAGUUGGCAGAAAAUAUUGGAAGAGCUGUUUUGGACGCCAUUCGGAGUUUCCAAAAUGCACCUUUGGUGGCAGCGACGACCACACAACAACCACAUCGUUCGAGUUCUGCCAGUACCGCGCCUGGACCAGGACCAUCCCGCGUUUCCACCUUGACAGCACAACGCACGGGCACCAGUAACUCAACUCAAUUGACACCAGGAUCAAAUUUCCACACACCGAAUGAUCAUUCUGUUCCCCUUCCAUCAUUUCCUAGACAAGCUGCAUGCCCACGUUUUGUUAGAAAAAGCAAGGCCUGCAAGCAUUACACCAAAGAUAUUGUGUGCUUGCCUUUUUCUCCUCAAUCAAUGUUCUGUAUACCAAGAGGGGACUCCAGAACUAAAUUGGCACGAGAUGGCCUCAUAGGAAAGAUCUCCUUUACGUCUGACUGGAGCGAAACAGAACUUCAAGAGGAAAUAACUGCCAUAUUUAAAAAGACAUUUGCAUUACCCGUGGGCCAGCCUUUUCCAUUUGAAUAUUUGAGUACAAUCCGGGGAUCUAAAAGGUUAAUGAAACCAAAUGUGUCAAGCAAUUUUUCAUGGGGGGGGAAAGAAGUUGGCUCGAUUUCCUCCAGCACCUGUCUGUACAUAAUGGCAAGAAUCCACAAACCUGCCCAGGAACCUGAAGAGCUGUCGGAUAGUGACUUUGAAAGUCCAGCCAGGCAGAGGAGAAAAGUGCGUACAGCGCCACUGUCCCCAAGGGAAAGUGAGCUCCACUAUCAGGACCCAGAAGACCUCAGUGAUGAUGGGAGUGAUAAUGGCAGACAGGAAGAAAUGUCAUUGCACCAAGACAGAAUGCAUGAUCCAGUGUCUUCUUCACCAAUGGAAAGUGAGGCCAGACAUCAGGAGACAGGGGGAAGCACUCUAGAGAGUGAAAACGAGGGACAGGCAGAAGACUUGGGGCAGUUGUUUCCUUAUAACUUGGCAGAAUUUGUCCCUGUUUAUCUAGAGGAAGAUGAUGCUCUUGAAGAGGCAAUUCAGCGUAGUCUCCUGGAAGAGUCGGACAUGCCUAGUUCUGUUCAUGUUGUUAGGUCCUCUGAGAUGCUCAGCAGAGAAGAGAUUGCAGGCCUUCUGAAAGCUCAUAGUGAGAGAGUUGUAUCAGCAGGAACAAGACAAGUCCAUAUCAGUCGCGCAAAUGUGUGGAUCACAGCUUUGCGUCCGUUUAAAAGACCAAGUUUUGUGGAAAGCCAUGACAUGCUCUAUGUCAAAUUUGCCAGUGAUGAGCAAGAUGCUGAGGAAGAUGCUGCUGACUUUGGUGGACCCAGACGAGAGUUUUUCCGUUUACUGGUGAAGGCUAUCUUCCAAGACAGCGGAGCUUUUGAAGGCACCCCAAAUGGAUGUGCCCCAAGAUUGAACAUUCUCCACUUGCAACAAGGAGUGUACCGAACCAUUGGCAGAAUGAUGUCAACGAUAAUUGUACAAGGAGGUGAACCACCAGCGUUUCUGUCCCCACAUGUUGUGGACUACAUCGUGUCGGGUGACGUCCUCCAAGUACACGUCACACUUGACAAUAUAGGUGACCCUGGGUUAAGGGAGAACCUCAAAAAGGUGAUGUGUAAUUGUGAACUGUAG